Spodoptera frugiperda (fall armyworm) is the source of this 2919-nucleotide messenger RNA. It is a transcript of the gene Con, whose product is annotated as connectin. The transcript has 7 exons. The record is from RefSeq and is a predicted model, not a curated record. Bases 338 to 1918 code for a protein of 526 amino acids. NCBI's taxonomy places the organism in Eukaryota, Metazoa, Arthropoda, Insecta, Lepidoptera, Noctuidae. Gene Ontology annotation, molecular function: protein binding.
UUGGAACAACCCCAGUUCCACAAUAGACGCGGCGCCGAGAGGACGUGCCGUCAGUUGGGGACCGUUCCGAAAUUCGCGAGUUCGUUAUUAUUUCGGUUUUGAUGAAAUGUUUUUGUGUGUGAGUGCCGAAUUGCUGAUGGAUGGUAUGGAUGAAGUUUUCUAAGGUACCGACUGCCUCGUUGGAGUGGUUGGUCCUGAGUGUGACUGCUUACGAGAGGGAAGCGUGAUUCUCGAAUCAGAUUGUCUGCAUCUUCCUAUUGAGCACCAGUUUUCACCAGUCCAACAGCUGUUCCAAUUAACAGUUUAACCUUCAACAGCGCUGUGAAUAUAGAUCACAAUGGGGAGACGAAUCGCCGGUAUAAUCUACAUAUUGAUCACUUUCGCUCUUGUUAAUGAAAUGUCAAUAAACGUAUACGCCAGGGAUAACAACAACAAGAGGCGAACCAAAGAGAAGAGCGGAGGCUUCCAAAAGAAUAUUUGCGAUAUCACAGACCGAGAUUCAAAAGUUCACUGCUACUGCGAAAAUACUAGAGAACCAAGGAAUGCGACCAAAGCGGAAUGUUGGGUGUUCAACGGCGGAAUACCGCGCGACGACCUCAUCUGGCAGAGUUUUGCGUCCCAACCAAUUUUGCAAACUUUGUCUUUUAACGUCCGAGUCGAUGGCGCUCUUGGCUAUAUACCUACAAAGGCACUACUCUAUUUACAACGGCUGAGGUCAAUCAAUAUAAAGUACGGCAACAUCGUCGACGUAACACCUUUCGCAUUCGCCAACUUAACUAAUUUAAAAGAAGCAAGCUUAUCGCAGAAUCAAAUCGAAAAUUUACAACAAUACGCUUUUGCUCACCUACCCAACAUAACAACUCUGAAUUUAGAAGAAAACAUGAUUAUAGAUAUUGAUACUGAGGCGUUCUUUGAUCUGCCCAAGCUGCAAAAAUUGGUGUUUACCAAGAAUAAUAUUACGACAAUCAGAAAUGGUACUUUCCAACACACGUUCAAUUUGCUGGAAUUGGAUUUGAAUAAGAACAACAUUUACCAUUUGAACCGUCGGACAUUCGACGGAUUGGCAAAUCUAAGGAAAUUGGAUCUCAGAAAGAACCGAAUACAAAAUUUGACGGAAUUCACGUUUGCUGAGCUGUGGAAUCUACAAGAAUUACUAUUGGGCAAGAAUGAUUUGCGGUAUAUAUCGGAGCGGGCGUUUGACGGACUGUCUCAACUACGGAAGUUGUCCCUCGAUGACAAUAAACUGGCGUCGCUCCCAUCGGGUCUGUUCGAAGGGGUGAGGGGACUUAGCUCUGUGGACCUGCGCUCCAAUGAACUGCACGCGUUAACUUUUGACAAUAUCAAGCCUAUAUUGGACAACUUGAAACCACAGAACAGCAAUCUACUACUCGAAGAAAACAACUUCGUAUGCGACUGCAGAUUAAAAUGGAUGCAUUCUCUGCGAAACGAAACAAAAAGUCAAAACACAAAAGAGUCCCUAGACAGCGUAACGUGCAAAAUGGAUCCACCUAUCGUGAGCUCCGCUUACAACAAAAUGCCUGACGCUAUGGACGACAAACUGGAUUACAAUCAAGACAUACUCCACGCCGGCUUGACCAUCGAAACACUGAACGACAAAAUGAACGUAACGGAAAAGAAGACAUUACCCGGCGACCUAUCUAAAGACGACGCUAAUGAAAUAUCUAAAAAGGGUGUUAAAAGGACUGUUUUGAAAAUCCCAGCUGAAACCCUUCCGUGCCCAAGGGAAGCUAUAAAAACGACAGAGAUACCACCUUAUAUUGUAGAUCCUGUUAUACCAAUACAGAAUGAAAUGAAAACUUUUAGAUUUCACGACACUAACUCUGCUUAUGUGAAGUUGAGGCCUAGUUUUGGCUUUGUAGUUUUAUGGAGUAUUUCUUUUAGAUUUUUCUUUACUUAAAUAAGUAACGUAUCUAGUCGUUAAAGUAAGUGAGAUACAGACUAUUAAGCCGGCGAUUGAUGGCUGCGCACGGGUAUAAUGACUAACACUUUGCUAAGUCCUGUAUGAGAUAAACAACGAGAUUUAUGAGUAUGGAAAGAAACGUAAUGUAUUAAGAUGUUUAAGAACGGGAAAACAAAGGUGACGCAAGAUGUAAGUGAGUGAUGUUUGAAAAACAGGGUCAAUUUCUUUGGGAUAUGUAUGGAAUUAUAAAUUCGUAGUGGAAUUAAAAAAUGGGAUGUAAAUAUUUGUAAUCUCAAAAUUGAAAUUGAAUGGAUUUUUAAUCUAUUUAGGAAUAAUUUGCACCUUUGAAAUAAAUUGUUAUUGUCACUCACAAUUAAUUAAACUGAUACUGAUGUUGAGAAUGUUGAUUAAAAAUUAAGGAUUCGAUAGUGAUUGCGCUCCUUAGGAGACUCCUAUCGGUUGGCAGAAUAAGAAAAUGUGUUGUAUGAUACUAUAAUUGUUCUAGAACUUGAAAUGAAACAAAAAAAAAAAAAACACUUAAAUUACAAAUUGUUCUGAUAAUACAAUUGUAAUUUUUAAGGCAUCGGUUAAAUCUUUAUAACCACAUGCCAAUCUGUCCCUUAACUUGAUCGAAAUAAAGUAGAAAUUGCAAAUGAAAGUAGUCUAUCCGUACGCAGCUAUCAAAACUAUAUCACGUCACGUUUUAACAUAGGCCAACUUUUAUUACAGGCAUUUAAGUUCUAUGAGCACACAGUAUUUAACGCAAACAAUAAGGUGUUUAUUCACGGUAUGAAUGUUGUAAUAUAACGAUAAUGUUAAGUAGAUCUAAUGUAUAAAGCUCUGUUUUAACGCACUCGAAUUUUCAAUCAUUGAAACAUUAUUUUAUGGGAAGGGAUGUGAGCAUGAAUAGUAGUUUUUAUUUCUAGAAAAAUCCAUCUUAAGUGUCGUCAGAUUAAUAGUAGAAAUAGGUAAAUGUGUUUGUCAAUGUAAUGGCCAGC